This is a messenger RNA of Durio zibethinus, 564 nucleotides long. The record is from RefSeq and is a predicted model, not a curated record. NCBI's taxonomy places the organism in Eukaryota, Viridiplantae, Streptophyta, Magnoliopsida, Malvales, Malvaceae.
AUGGCUCCCAAGCGUCGAGCAAAUGUCGUUUUCAGAAACCAAAGGGAGACAGUGGUGAUCAAGAACCAGUUGGAAACGGUUCCUGUUGAAGACAUAGCAGAGGAAAAAGAAAGGAUAAUCACUGAAAUUUCGGUGGAAGGGUUAAGCAAAGAUGAAGCACAAAAAGAACCCCCGACAGUUCAAGUUCCAGUGGAAGCUCCAGGCAAAAACAAAGUGCAAAAAGAACAGCAGAUAGAGCAAUCUCCUGCCGAAGAACCAAGGAAAGAUGAAGCACCAAAAGAGCAGCAAAUUCCUGCGAAAGAACCAAGCAAUGGGGCCUCCAAAUUUUUGGAAGAAGAACCUAGCAAUGAAACCUCCAAAGCUUUGAAAGAACCAAUCAAUAAAGCCCCAAAAGCAUUAGAAGAUCGGGAACAAAGCAAUGGGGCCCCCAAGGCUUCGGAACUAGAAGAGCCACCACUAAAGAAAGAAGACGAAAAAGAAGUCAAAAGACCGGGGAAGGAGAAAAGAAAGUUGAGCAAAAGAAGGAAAAGACCCGAGAAGGAGAAGAGAGAGAGAAGAAGAUGA